Messenger RNA from Aspergillus udagawae, 576 nucleotides. RefSeq names its product hemerythrin domain-containing protein. NCBI's taxonomy places the organism in Eukaryota, Fungi, Ascomycota, Eurotiomycetes, Eurotiales, Aspergillaceae. The coding region runs from base 1 to 576 and encodes 191 amino acids. The record is from RefSeq and is a predicted model, not a curated record. The transcript has a single exon.
AUGUCGUCGGGCGUGUGGGCAGAUCAACCAUAUGCACUUAUUAAAGAGACUGGUAUCUUAACUCGUCUAGAUGUGCUGCGAGAUCAUCCAGCGGUCUCAAUGGCUCAAGAUAUGGCUCUUGCGCACAAUGUGAUUCUCCGCAGUAUCAAUGCGUCAUAUAACCAGUGCCUAUCUGUACGGCCUGGGACCCCGGAAGCCACAGACUUCUUGAUCUUCAAUCAGUGCAUCUUCGAAUUUGUGAAGACGCACCACGACGUCGAGGAAGAGCACUUAUUUCCCGAUAUUACAAAGCUCACGGGUGUGGCCGGUAUCAUGGAAGGCAAUGUGCAGGAACACCGAGACUUUGAAGCCGGCAUGGAGAAGUUUCGCCAGUAUGUUUAUGAUACGCCUGCCGAUAGGUACGACGGGACGAAGCUGCAAGCUAUCCUUGACGAGUUCGGCAAGCCUCUUGAAAAGCAUAUGCACAAUGAGAUAUCCACCUUGCUUAAUCUUAAAGAUUACGACGCGGUCAAAUUGAAGGAGGUUAUUGCCUCUCUCGGAAAGCAGUUUGCCAAGGCUGGUGACCUAUUUAGGUGA